AUGCAGAAUGAGACCAGAGCUCCCUACAUAAAAGAUGGGCUGUUCAGGGCUCCCUGGACUCGGAGGUUAUUAUCCAUGGAGUCAGAUAGUGCGCGCGCCAAAGGCGAGGAAGAUAGGCUCAGCGCGUUGACCGAUGACAUUUUAAUCUCUAUCUUGGGGAGAGUCGACCUUGCCAUGGCAGCAAGGACUAGCGUUUUGUCAACGCGGUGGAGAAACUUGUCGUGGCUACUUCCUGAUCUCAAACUUCAUGUCACGGACUUCCUUAGUGCCCCAUGUACAGGGGCUGCACACACUGAUCAAGCAAUGGCGUCUCUGACAAGAGCCACUAGCAGCUUCUUGGCUCAGCCCCGCAGGGAACACACCAUCUCAACACUAUGCCUCAAGCUUUACCUCAUGGGCAACUAUUCGCGUGACAUUGGCCUGCUAGUUAGCAAUGCCAUUGACAGCGAGAUGCUAAAAGAUUUGGAACUUGCCAUUUUAACUGAGAAGGAGGUCAAGGACUCCGACAACGAGGUUAUGUUACGGCAAGCUCGGGAUGUGGAUGGAUUUUUCAGUGAGUACCCUAGUGUUCUUCGCUGCCUCACAAGGCUUCAUCUACAUAAUGUUUGCUUCGCCGAACGCGACAUGAAUCACCUCCUGUUUGAUUGUUGCAAGCAAUUGCUGCACCUUCGUCUGGACCACUGUGACACCGGGGACUUAUCUGUAUGGAAGAUCAAUGCGCCACAUUCGAAUCUCAGAGUUCUAGAAGUCUACUUGUCAUUGAAAAGAGCUGAGGUGCUCUGCCUUCCAAAACUAGAGCGGGUCCGUUGGCAGGUACUGAGGGGCCACAAUUCUGUCUUGCACCUGAGAACGAGUGUAGGAGGCAUCAACACCGAUGUGCUUGGUGAGCUCAUGCUUAACAGGAUCACGGUCAAUGCUGAGUGCCUCAGUGCUGUCGGAGAGCAGAGGGGUCGGUGUAGCAGUGGAAACACCAAAAUCCUGAAGAAGCCAUCGUAGCCAAGUAAUUUCUGCAGUCACGGACGCCAUAGCUCGCAGCUCAGCCUCAGCACUGGAGCGAGAUACAACAUUCUGCUUCUUGGUCUUCCAGGCAAUCAGGGAGGAGCCAAGAAAAACACAAUAGGCAGAGAGAGAGCGGCGAUCAGUGGGAUCGCUGGCCCAGGUAGCAUCACAGUAGGCCUGAAGCUGAAGAGAGCUGGAGCGAGGGAAGAAUAAGCGACGAGUCACGGUACCACGAAGGUAACGAAGAACACGAAGAAGGUGACUGUAGUGAAGUUGAGUGGGAGCAGAGACAAACUGACUUAGAAUGUGCACAGCAUAAGAAAUGUCAGGACGAGUGAUGCCUAGAUAGACAAGGCUCCCAACAAGAUGGCGGUAGCGUGUGGGAUCUGCAAGGGGUUCACCCUCACCAGGACGAAGAUGGAGACCAAACUCCAUAGGAGUGUCAACCGUGCGCUGAUCAGUGAGGCAGGCACGAGUGAGAAGAUCUUGGAUGUACUUCUCUUGAGAGAGAUAAAUACCCUUAGGGGAAGAAAUGAUCUCAAGUCCAAGAAAGUAGCGAAGAGAACCCAAAUCAGUCAUCAAGAAUUGCUCAUGUAGACGUUUCUUCACAAAAUCAAUGAAUUGGUGGUCAGCCCCUGUGAUAAUCAUGUCAUCAACAUAGAGUAGUAAAAGGGUGCGACCGCAAGGAGAAGUGUGAAUAAACAGAGCAGGAUCAUGAACACUAGCAGAGCACCCGAUCCUUGUGAUGACGGCGGAGAAACGCUCAAACUAGGUACGAGGAGCUUGUUUCAGCCCGUAAAGAGCGUGCCGAAGGCGACAGACAGUGCCAUCAGAGACAGUAUAGCCAGGAGGCGGCUGCAUAUAGACCACUUCCCGCAGCUCACCAUUCAAGAAGGCAUUCUUGACAUCUAAUUGAGAGAUGGACCACUGUCGAACAGCAGCAACAGCCAAAAGAGUGCGAACAGUGGUCAUGUGAGCAACAGGAGCAGAAGUCUCAUCAUAGUCACGACCAUACUCCUGCUGGAAGCCACGCGCAACAAGACGAGCUUUGUAGCGCACGAGAGAACCAUUUGAAUGUGUCUUAACCUUGUAGACCCAUUUGCAAGUGAUGGGUCUAACACCUGUAGGCAGGGGUACAAGGUCCCAAGUGCCUGUGCGCUCAAGAGCAUGAAUUUCCUCUGCCAUAGCAUGCUGCCAUUCAGAAUGAGCAGCAACCUCACGAUAUGUAGACGGCUCAACAAGAG
Triticum aestivum (bread wheat) is the source of this 2243-nucleotide messenger RNA. RefSeq names its product putative F-box/FBD/LRR-repeat protein At2g05300. The record is from RefSeq and is a predicted model, not a curated record. The transcript has 3 exons. Lineage: Eukaryota; Viridiplantae; Streptophyta; Magnoliopsida; Poales; Poaceae. Gene Ontology annotation, molecular function: protein binding. The coding region runs from base 1 to 996 and encodes 331 amino acids.